Messenger RNA from Linum trigynum, 1323 nucleotides. The record is from the annotation of a GenBank genome assembly. Lineage: Eukaryota; Viridiplantae; Streptophyta; Magnoliopsida; Malpighiales; Linaceae.
AUGGCGGAGGAUAAAAAGGAGGCGACAUCCAGCGGCGACGAGAGCGUCAAGUUGUUUGUAGGUCAAGUCCCCAAGCACAUGACGGAAGCUCAGCUUCUCGCAAUGUUCAAAGAGUUCGCCUUGGUAGACGAGGUCAACAUCAUCAAAGACAAGACUACGCGCGCUUCCAGAGGGUGUUGUUUCGUGCUUUGUCCAUCCAGGCACGAAGCAGAUAAGGCGGUCAGUGCGUGUCACAAUAAGAAAACCUUGCCCGGGGCAUCUAGUCCAUUGCAAGUGAAAUACGCAGAUGGCGAGUUGGAACGUUUAGAACACAAGCUCUUUGUUGGCAUGCUACCUAAAAAUGUAUCUGAAGCUGACUUAUCCGAUUUGUUCUCCAAGUAUGGGUCAAUCAAGGACUUACAAAUUCUAAGGGGUUCACAGCAAACUAGCAAAGGUUGUGCUUUUUUGAAGUAUGAGACAAAAGUUCAAGCCCUUGCAGCGCUCGAAGCUAUCAAUGGAAAACAUAAAAUGGAGGGUUCAAAUGUUCCUCUGGUUGUCAAAUGGGCAGAUACAGAGAAGGAAAGGCAAGCUAGGAGAGCUCAGAAAGCACAAUCUCAGGCAUCUAAUAUACCAAAUGCUGACUUACAGCAUCCUUCCUUGGUUGGAGCCUUGCCAAUGGGAUAUGUUCCCCCUUACAAUGGCUAUGGUUACCAAGGCCCUGGAUCAUAUGGAAUCAUGCCAUACCGGUUGCCACCUAUGCAGAAUCAACCUGGUUUCCAUGGCAUGAUUUCCCCCAUCAAUCAAGGAAACGCGUUGCGCGGUGGAAUCAGACCUGACCUUUCACCCAAUAUGGGCCCUAGAAAUUAUGGUGUUCCUCCAGCGAGUUAUGUGGGCUCGGCUUUCCACCCUGCAGUCCCGGGCGUUCAAUAUUCUAUGACUUAUCAAGGAGGGAUGAUGAGUCAUCGACCAGUAGGUAGUUCACCUAGUUCAGCAUCUCAUCAAGUUGGGAGCAGUUGUAGUCCUGGAUCCUCUUCGGGUGUCACCAUAAGUUCGGGGUCUCAGGUUGAAGGUCCACCUGGUGCUAAUUUGUUCAUAUACCACAUACCACAAGAAUUUGGAGAUCAAGAGCUUGCUAAUACUUUCGAAUCAUUUGGCAAGGUGUUGAGUGCAAAGGUCUUUGUUGACAAAGCAACUGGUGUCAGCAAAUGUUUUGGUUUUGUUAGUUAUGACUCGCCAGCUGUAGCUCAAGCUGCAAUUGGUGUAAUGAAUGGAUACCAGUUAGGUGGUAAGAAAUUGAAGGUUCAGCUGAAAAGAGACAACAACAAACAGAGCAAACCUUACUGA